Messenger RNA from Lentinula edodes (shiitake mushroom), 1583 nucleotides. Its product is annotated as isoprenoid synthase domain-containing protein. The record is from RefSeq and is a predicted model, not a curated record. The coding region runs from base 484 to 1518 and encodes 344 amino acids. Lineage: Eukaryota; Fungi; Basidiomycota; Agaricomycetes; Agaricales; Omphalotaceae. The transcript is spliced from 6 exons.
UAGGUCUGGACCUCCACGGAGGGAUAUGGGUUAAGAGAGAGUCGACUGUAGCAAUAUAUAAUGGAACUCAUCCUUCUUUGACGAUUCUAUGCGCAAUUUCGAAAACCGGGAGAUCCGUCCAGAUAGUCACGAAAAAUCGGAAUAUGAUCAACCUCUCAAGGACGGCGGCCUCUACUCAGGGCAAAUGUACUUUGAUGUACUUAGUAGCUCAAGCUUCUACGUUGGUGCUUUCGGAUAAGUGCAUCCACAUCAAAUUAGACAAACCCGGAAAUGAAGCCACGCUGCAAGACCUUCCCUUCCUAAUCUACAUGUAACAUCGAAAUCUACAGAUCUUUGAGCUACCCUCUGAGGACUUGCAGCGUUGCGUGGCUGGGGGCGAACUUUCUCACAGGAUACUAUCCCGACCCGACGAGACCCUGACUGACCAUAUAAAAGGUAUGUUAGUAGAGUCAAAAUAUUAUCGGAUUACGCCCUCUACUUUCCAUGAACCAGCCUCAACAUUUUACUCUUCCCGACCUAUUUGUCGUCUGCCCUCUGGAGGGAGAUACAAACCCGCAUUACAAGGAGGCCGGGGCAGAGUCCGCUGAUUGGAUCAACAGUUAUAAUGUCUUCACCGACCGAAAAAAAGCGUUCUUCAUGCAAGGUUGCAACGAAUUACUAGUGGCGCAUACAUACCCUUAUGCUGGGUAUGAACAAUUUAGAACUUGCUGCGAUUUUGUCAACCUGCUCUUCGUUGUUGAUGAAGUUAGUGACGACCAGAAUGGCAAAGAUGCUCGCGCCACCGGACAGAUCUAUCUGAAUACAAUGCAAGACCCAGAUUUUGACGACGGAUCGACAUUAUGCAAAAUCACCAAAGAUUUCAGAAAACGAUACAUGAGUUUAGCUGGUCCUGAUACAGCGAGAAGAUUUUUAAAACACUGCGACGACUAUAUAGAAUGCGUCUCAAGAGAAGCUGAGCUCCGUGAACAAGGGGAGGUCCUCGACCUUACAUCAUUUAUCGACCUGCGUCGAGAAAACAGUGCCAUUCGACUAUGCUUUGGGCUUUUCGAAUAUGUCCUCGGCCUCGAUCUACCACAAAAAGUUUUUGACGAUCCCACUUUCAUGGAAGCAUACUGGGCUGCCGCCGACAUGGUUUGCUGGGCAAAUGAUGUGUACUCAUACGACAUGGAGCAAAGAAAAGGCCUAAGCGGCAACAACAUUGUAACAGUACUAAUGAAAGACAGAAAUAUCGAACUGCAAGCAGCUUCUGACUAUAUCGGAUUGUACUUCAAGGUGCUCAUGGAUCGUUAUCUGGAUGCUCGAAAGCGUAUACCAUCGUGGGGCCCUGAGGUUGAUGCCGGCGUUGCACGCUAUAUGGAUGCAACAGCUCACUGGGUACGAGGCAAUCUCGACUGGAGUUUCGAAACGCAACGGUACUUUGGAGCUCGAUUUUUGGAAGUCAAAGAGACUGGAAUUGUCUAUCUCAGCCCUCAGUCUCCGGAAGAACUGAUAAGUGACUCUGGUUCUGAAAGCGAAUAAUAUAGUUUGGAAUUACAAAUGAGUCUUCUUAACGAGCGAGCAGAUACUCAAAAUUUGACGUGGCU